This is a messenger RNA of Vigna umbellata (rice bean), 842 nucleotides long. RefSeq lists its product as uncharacterized. The record is from RefSeq and is a predicted model, not a curated record. Lineage: Eukaryota; Viridiplantae; Streptophyta; Magnoliopsida; Fabales; Fabaceae.
AACAUGGUAAGGGAGUAAAAAAAAAAAGGAGGUGCCUUUAGCUUUAUCUAUUGCGGCGGCACACGGCUUGGCUCGCGUUGCAAGCAACGAUAAGCUGUCUUUUCUGUUUUAACUUUUGGUGCCACCAUGAUACUGGUUCGUGAUAAUCAGAGGAAAGGUGGUGAGAACGCGCUGAUGGGUAGUGUUAGUCUGAACCCGUUAUUUCGGAGUGAGUCUUUCGGGCAUUACUACCCUGACGCCGAGCACAGCUAUACUAUGAUGGAGAAGAGGCAACUGUUCUUGAGAAGCUAUCAGUUCUGUCGAAAGAAGAGUCUGAAAGAGAGAGUGAAAGGCUCUUUGGUUCGUGUCAAGAAGAUUCUGUGGCUAAGGCUGCGAUCUGCUAAGAAACUUAGGAGGUUGGUGUUUUCAAGGAUCAGAAUCAAAUGCGGCUUCUAUUACCGCAGGAGAAGGUUUUCACGCCUUCUCAAUGCCCACAACCGCAAAAUCGACUCUUCCUCUUGUUUCUGGUAGUAGCACCAUUAUUCAUCCACUCAUCACAACUGAGAAAAAAACACAAAAAAAUGUUUUCAUUUCAUGAUUCAUCAGUUACUACGUGUAGUCUUUUAUCGUGUACUUACAAAGACAUGUUGGAAAUUGGGACAAGGAAAUAGAUAUAUUGCACAUAUUGUUUAUUCUUUGUUACUGGUCUCAAAACGGUGUUUCUGUCUGUUUUCUUCUGUCAUUCAUAUCUUCUUUCCUUCUUUUUUCCAGCACAAUCAUAGGUUCUUAUGUACUUUAUCUGUUAAGUUUGUGGAUUCAUACUUUCCAUUUGAACAGUGAGAACUCAGCAGAAAGUUUUUUAU